Penicillium maclennaniae is the source of this 198-nucleotide messenger RNA. RefSeq lists its product as uncharacterized. Bases 1 to 198 code for a protein of 65 amino acids. The transcript is spliced from 2 exons. Lineage: Eukaryota; Fungi; Ascomycota; Eurotiomycetes; Eurotiales; Aspergillaceae. The record is from RefSeq and is a predicted model, not a curated record.
AUGGGGUGGUUACUCGACAGUCUGGGCGGCAAGAGAUCAAAGGUCAUACAUGCAAUGGUGACGCACGAGACAUACGUCGCUGUGAAGAUUUCUAUUGCAGAAAAGGAAUAUAACAGGGAGAACACGAGAGCUCCAGACUAUGAAGGAACUGGCAUCUUAUCACGCGAGUCUGACGCAUGUGGUGCAGUUGCUCGAUGA